Messenger RNA from Penicillium vulpinum, 1242 nucleotides. Its product is annotated as S-adenosyl-L-methionine-dependent methyltransferase. Bases 1 to 1242 code for a protein of 413 amino acids. Lineage: Eukaryota; Fungi; Ascomycota; Eurotiomycetes; Eurotiales; Aspergillaceae. The record is from RefSeq and is a predicted model, not a curated record. The transcript has 5 exons. Gene Ontology annotation, molecular function: O-methyltransferase activity.
AUGGCCUUCAAUACAAGUCGAUCAGUUUGCUUGGCAAAGAUCAUCGCUGAAAACACCACCAAAAUUGAGAUAUAUCGUGAAGAACAAGGAUUGCCCCCCUUAGUUUGGGCCCUGAUGCACCGCUUGAUCGUGGAAGGAUGCCGACGGGCACUUAUCGAUGCUACACUCGAGCUAAGUGACCUAGCGAUGGGUCCUGUUGAGCUUCGUUUACUACCUGGAUGGGCAGUUUUAACCAUGUUCGGCGUGACACAAUUCAUCUUCGACUUUGACAUAGCCCAGCAUGUGCCUCUUACAGGCGAUGUCUCUUAUGAUGACCUCUCCAAGACAGUUAACGUCGGUACAUCCGUACUCCGUCAGGUUCUGCGGGCGGGAAUGCCCUACCAUAUGUUCUACGAGCCACGGCCAGGCCACGUGGCACAUACGGCGACGACCAAGGUCAUGGCGCGAGAUCCACUGAUCAAAGACUGGAGCAGUUUAUCUACAGAUAUCAUAUUUACUGCUGGUACUGGGCUGACCGAAGCCUUGAGAAAGGAACCCGCGGCUAAUGACCCCGCUAAAACUGGCUUCACGUUCGCCAAAGGAGCCAGCGAGUCUAGCAUGUACAUGUACCUUGAGCAGCACCCCGAGCUGGCUCGAAAGUUUACAGGUGUCAUGAGGGCUUUUCAAAAAGAUGAGGCGUACUCACCACGACAUCUCAUCAACACCUGGCCGAAGGAUUUGCAGACCGGCAAACUUGUCGACAUAGGCGGAUCUACGGGAGCCGUGGCCUUUGCGCUGGCCGAUGAGUUCCCAGGACUUGAGAUCGUGGUCCAGGACCUACCCGGGGCACUUGAAACCGCUCAAGUUCGAGAGUCCAAUAAUGUGUCGUUCAUGCCUCAUGACUUUUUCAACGACCAACCUGUCAAGGACGCUGACGCAUUUUUGUUUCGUUGGGUUUUGCACAACUGGCCCGAUAUGCAUGUUCAACGCAUACUGAGGGCUUUGAUCCCAUCGUUGAGGCCUGGCACUAAGAUCAUCAUCUUUGACGACAUAAUGCCUCCAGCUGAUACGAUGAGUUUGAGUGUUGAGCGAUAUCAGCGAAACGUUGAUUUUGGAAUGCUGACUAUUUUCAACGCCAAGAUUCGUGACGUCGAGGAAUGGGAACAAGUCAUUUCUCAGUCAGACCAGUGUUUCAAGGUCACAGAUAUCAGAUAUCCUGAGAAUUCUCGACUUUCUCUCAUUGAAAUUGUAUGGCAACCCUGA